CUGUGUCACAGUGUCACUGUUUUACUGGGUGAGGAGCCGUGCCACUACCGCGCUGCUGGAGGGAUAUAGCCACUCAUUUCUCAUACAGUUUCUGAUUCUAGCUGCAGGACAUGAAAUAAACUAUCUCAAAUCUUCAGACAGAAUAAUCAUCAAACAUGACGGUGGAUUUUGAAGAAUGUAUCAAAGAUUCGCCGAGGUUCAGGGCGAACAUCGAUGAAGUGGAGACAGAUGUGGUGGAGAUGGAAGCCAAACUGGACAAGUUGGUGAAACUAUGCAGCGGUAUGAUAGAUGCCGGUCGGGCCUACGUCACGGCCAACAAGCUGUUUGUCAACGGCAUCCGAGACCUGUCUCACCAGUGCAAGAAGGAGGAGAUGAUAUCAGAGUGUCUGGAGAAAUUUGGGGAGAGCCUACAGGAAAUUGUCAACUAUCACAUGAUUUUAUUUGAUCAAGCCCAGAGGUCCAUUAAACAACAGCUUCACAACUUUAUCAAAGAUGAUGUGCGGAAGUUCAAGGAGACGAAAAAGCAGUUUGACCGCGUGCGUGAGGACAUGGAGAUCGCGCAGGUGAAGAACGCCCAGGCGCCCAGGAACAAGCCGCACGAGGUGGAGGAGGCCACCACCGCCCUCACUGUCUCCAGGAAGUGCUUCCGACACCUGGCCCUCGACUACGUCCUGCAGAUCAAUGUGCUUCAAGCCAAAAAGAAGUUUGAAAUCUUAGAUGCGAUGCUGUCCUUCAUGACCGCCCAGUACAGUCUCUUUCAGCAGGGCUACAACCUGCUCGACCAGAUUGACCCCUACAUGAAGAACCUAGCAGCAGAGUUGGAUCAGCUGGUUAUUGAUUCUGCUGUGGAGAAGAGAGAGAUGGAGCACAAGCACGCCAUCAUUCAGCAACGGACCUUAAUGCAGGAUUUCUCCUAUGAUGACUCGAAGGCGGAGUUCAACGUGGACGCCCCAAACGGGGUGGUGAUGGAGGGGUACCUGUUCAAGAGGGCCAGCAACGCCUUCAAGACGUGGAACAGACGGUGGUUUUCAAUACAGAACAGCCAGCUGGUCUAUCAGAAGAAACUAAAGGAUGUUUUGACAGUGGUGGUGGAGGACCUCAGGCUGUGCUCAGUGAAGCCCUGUGAGGACAUUGAGAGGAGGUUCUGCUUCGAGGUGGUGUCUCCAACAAAGAGCUGUAUGCUGCAAGCUGAAUCAGAGAAGCUGCGUCAGGCGUGGAUCCAGGCUGUCCAGGCCAGCAUCGCCUCCGCCUACAGAGAGAUCUCCGAUAACUACUACAUCGAGCGACUGGACCGCACGGCAUCUCCGUCAACUAGCAGCAUUGAGUCGGCGAGCGAGUCACGUGAGCGCAGCGUCAGGGGCGUCGAGACCAUCCUGCAGCGGGUGCAGUCGUUGCCAGGCAACGAGCUGUGUGCUGACUGCGGCCAGGCUGAUCCUCGCUGGGCCAGCAUCAACAUGGGCGUGCUGCUGUGUAUAGAGUGCUCAGGCAUACACAGGAGUUUAGGGGUCCACUGUUCUAAGGUGCGGUCCCUCACACUGGACUCAUGGGAACCUGAGCUCCUCAAGCUGAUGUGUGAGCUUGGUAACGCCGUCAUCAAUCACAUCUACGAGGGAACGUGUGAGGAGAGAGGACUGAAGAAGCCAGGCCCAUCCAGCUCACGGCAGGAGAAGGAGGCCUGGAUCAAGGCCAAGUACGUGGAGAGGAAGUUCCUGAAGAAGAUGUGUGGCUCGGAGGCGCUCGUUGAGGCCGAUAGGAAGUCGCAUCACUGGAAUGCCAAGAAGUGCCGCAGACAACACAGCUCCGUCCGAGCGCCAAAAACACGCCGGAAAUACCGCCACGACGCCGGCAGUGUGUCGCCAGGCAACCUAUCCGCAGCUGCAGCAGCAAAGUUUCGCCGAGACUCUCUCUUCUGCCCAGACGAGCUGGACUCGCUCUUCUCCUACUUCGACAACGGAGCUGGACCUCGCAGUCUCAGCAGUGACAGUGGGCUCGGCGGCAGCACCGACGGCAGCACCGAUAUCCUGGUGUUCGGCUCCAUCGUGGACAGCGUCACCGAGGAGGAGUGUGAAGAGUCUGAGGAGUCGAGCGGCGAGGCGGAGGCGGAGAUGGAGCCGUCGGAGGCGUCGGACCCCGAGGACAGCCGUGACCUCCACCCGGGGGCGCUCCUGCUGAAAGCCUCGCUCAUGCGGAACCUGCCCGCCAUGGCCGAAGCGUUGGCACACCGCGCCGACGUCAACGCGGUCAGCGAGGAGGACGAUGGCAAGAGCGCGCUCAUCUAUGCCGUGACGGGGGGUUCUCUGGUAGCGUGUGAGUUCCUGUUGCAGAACAGUGCUGAUGUGAACCAGAGGGACAUGAGGGGAAGAGGACCCCUGCACCAUGCCACAUGCCUUGGCCACACAGGGCAGGUGUCUUUAUUCCUGAAGCGAGGAGCUUCGCAGACUGAGGUAGAUGAAGACGGCCAGGACCCCCUGAGCAUCGCUGUGCAGGCGGCUAACGCAGACAUCGUCACCCUGUUGCGAUUAGCGCGGAUGAACGAGGAGAUGCGGGAGUCGGACGGACCCAUCGGCCACCCAGGUCACUACCAUAGCAGUAGCCCCACAGAACAGCAGUACAGGAAAUGCAUUCAGGAGUUCAUCUGCCUCACCAUAGACGAGUGCUAGUAUCGGCCCAGCCACUGGGGGGCGACACUAGGUGGGGUGGGGGGUCGAGGCCCAGUGGGGUGGAGAUUGAGGGGGCAAAACAUUAGAUUCUGUCCACAAUUUUUUGUAAAUCCGUACAACAUUAGCUGAAGGGAGAUCACACUCUCCUUGAGCCCAAGGCUGUAAAAGUAGCCUCACGUUGACUGGCAAGGAACCCAAACAAUAUUGGGAGUGGCACCUAUGAGAUCGGCUGGCAGAGAGACACCUGUACUCCUAGCUCUGUCAGCCAGGCCUGUCAGCCAAAUCGCUGUAACACACUCAUCUGUCCUGGAGUGUGUGUGUGUGUGUGUGUGUAUGGGCUGGGACUGACCCGUCCCUUGUCAUUAUGCAGUGCUGCCCAGCUGUGGAGCUUAGGCUGUGAUAUAGUCCUUAAAAAAACAGUUACAGGAGCUGGCUCUUGGGUUCAGAGUUUGCAUUCCUGCUUUCAUGUAUGUACUGUAGGUAACGUUAGCAUCUGAGAACAAGCAAACGAUCAGUCUGAUUUAGAAGUAUUUCCUAACAGUAUUAUUCUAAAAUGACCCUGAGGUCAAUAGCCUCUUGUGAAAAACAGUAUUAAAUGAGGCAGAUUGUAUUUGUGUUAACAGGAGAGGCUGAGACAGUCCUCCAAAGCCCCUCCAGAAAUGGCCCCACUUGACCUCACAUCACAUCACAUGAGUGUGUGAGCCUAUUGAGUCUAUUGCGUUGAUUGUGUGUUGAUUGACACACACACACACACACACACACAGGUCCACCCCUCAGGCCAUAGGGAGAAGAUACUCACCCCCCCCCCCCCCCCCCAAAAAAAAAAAAGACUGUUACUCAAAGUAGCCUCCCCCCCUUUAGUGGGUGGGGGUGUUGAAAACCUGUGAAACUGUUCUAACUGUAUAGCUGUUAUCAGUGGCAUGAUGUCAUAUGAUGUCCAGUGGCGUUGUCGCGGUGGUGUGUGUGUGUCGUUGCGAGGGUCCGGAAUCCUCACGCCGAAAACCCAGAGUGGCUAAAGUAGCUGCAGCUGUAGCUAGGCCUCAUGGAGAGCUGGGAGAGCCUUCAGUAGCCAAUCAGAAGGCUGCAUGCGCGGUCAGGAACUCCCGCUCAUGAGACCUAUCUAAGAGAGAGAAAAAGAGAGAGAGAGCGUGAGAGAGAGAGAGCGUGAGAGAGAGAGAGAGCAUGCAGAAGGAUGCUAUAAUUUCACAACAAAAUGCUAGAACAUGGAAGCAUCGUUUUUUUUUUUUGUAAUGCAACUGUGUGCACUUUUCCUUCAUACAGUAUUAUAUUGAUAUUAUUUUUUUAUCAUUUCAUUUGUAUGUGGUUAGAAGAAUGGUUUGUGUCAUGUCAUGAUGUUUUUAUUUAUAUUUGUUUAGUUUUUCUACCCAGAGGACUCGUGCAAUGGUCACUGACAUGUGCAGAACAGCUGUGUUCCUGUGAUUUCUUUUGUCUGUUUGUUUGUUUGUUUGUUUUCCUUUCCAUAUCAAAUAAUGUUUUGCAUUGAAUAGGUCUAUUUUCUAUUGGCCUUGCAUUGACAGCACACAGUAGACUGGCAUGGUGCUUCGUUCCUGCAGAGUCCUCCUCAACUACGAAUACAGCACGAGAGCUCCAAUUAGAGAUGUUUAAAAAUUAGAGAUGUAUAAAAAUUAGAGAUGGUCUAAUUUAUUUAUAGAGAUAGUCGUGAUGAUGAUGCGGUUUACAUAUUUACUUGUCACGUGGUGAUAAGAUAAAUAUUUACAUAUUUUUAUGCCCCUUGAAUGCUUAUGCCUGACGGCAUUUAGUGUUUUUAUAUACAUUUGACACACGUUUCUCAGUAUUUUCUUGCAUUGCCUGGGUGGAUGUACCCUGUUAUGAUACUCCACACUGUCAGACUGUCUCCUGGUGAUAUAUUUCAUACUCAACACUCUGUAGGUUGUGUAGGCCUAUGCUUUAUGAUUUAUCAUUGUAAGAGGCUGUCUAACUCCACAUACACAUCAGCGAAACCCAUUAGUAGCAACGGAACUUCAACAAUAUAAUUUAGCAUGCUGUUCUCUGAGCAGACCAGAUUGUUCCGUUUGAGUUUAUAGUGAACAUCUCCUUUCUCGGCUGACUGUUUUAUAUGCAUGACCAUUUCUGUCAACAACGCAGAAACUUACCAUCCAGUUAAACUGCAUGAUUUCCUUUGCCAUGAUUCCAGCUGAUUUCUAGUUGACUGUUAUUGUUAACUUUAUGCUUAAACUCAUUACUCUACUUCUAUGAAAGCUUAGCAGAACAUCUGGUCAUUAGUAGAACGACAUACGUCAAUAGAUGGUGUUUGAUGAUGGUAAAAACAGAAACAUUCUCACUAUGAGAUAUAGCACAUCCAUAUUUUAUAGAUAUUAUUCAUUUUCUAGACAGUGAAUUAAACUACCUCCACUAGUUUCCAACUCCCUGAAAAGAAAAUACAAAAUCAUUUGGCCUUUCUUAAAUCUGUGUGGUUCGUUUUGGUCAUUAAUCACCUGAAAUGUUUUCAUUUCACCCCAAAAAAUAUUUAAUACACUAAAAAUGUAAUUAAGUGACUCUUAAAGAGCUUUUGUCCUUGUACUGUGGUCGAAAUUGAUUAGAUUUCUUUAGAGAGUGUUGCCAUCCACAGUGGUAUUGACUGAUACCAUAAAAGUGGAUAGGCUGAACCAUUACAGUGUCUUUCCUGACAGUGAGCACAAUGUCACUGUGAAGGACCAGUCCAUUAAAAGUGUUAAGUGUUGUGUCUUUGGGUGUGAAGCGAGCUUCCAUUAACAUGCUGUAAAUAUGAUAAAAAAAAAAAACCUCUGUCCACUUUUAACUGCUCAACUGUUUCCUGUUUCUGCACUCUCCUCAACCUGACUGGACAGUCUCUCUUUUACUUGUUAGAUGAUUGUCUGUGUUUUGGAGACAUUUUGUGUAAUUCACACUCAACUGAAACCUUCUGCACACCUUUCCCUCAGUCCUGGAGACGCUGAGAAAGAACAAAAACUCCAAAUAAAAACAAAAAAGAAACUCCUCUGUCACAGUCUGCUUCUUUUCUCUCAUUCUGAAUCUGGGUUUCCAAAUCUCUCCACUGGGCUUUGGGUGAAUGCUGCUUCUGUCAUUUCUAUACUCUGUGGGGAUAACGGUGGUGGAAGCCAUAGCUAUUAUAAAUAUAUUUAUAAUAUCUAUGGUGGGAGCAAUCAUCUCAAGAAGACACAACACUCAGGAACUUGUCAUUGCUGUUUUUUUAAAGGGUGACAUUAUGAAACCAUUCAUUGUCACUCACUAGCAUCUUCAAAUGUCACAAAAAGAGCUCUUUUUUCAAAAUCAACCAUUUUAAUGCAUUUUCAUAAAUCUUUUUGUG
Molecule: messenger RNA, 5988 nt
Organism: Alosa sapidissima (American shad)
Lineage: Eukaryota; Metazoa; Chordata; Actinopteri; Clupeiformes; Clupeidae
Gene: acap3b
Product: ArfGAP with coiled-coil, ankyrin repeat and PH domains 3b
Exons: 24
Coding region: 156-2660 (834 amino acids)
Cellular component (GO): cytoplasm
Molecular function (GO): GTPase activator activity; protein binding
Source: RefSeq, a predicted model, not a curated record